Mus musculus (house mouse) is the source of this 3952-nucleotide messenger RNA. It is a transcript of the gene Lynx1, whose product is annotated as Ly6/neurotoxin 1. Bases 227 to 577 code for a protein of 116 amino acids. The transcript has 4 exons. Gene Ontology annotation, cellular component: endoplasmic reticulum; dendrite; plasma membrane. The record is from RefSeq and is marked provisional. Lineage: Eukaryota; Metazoa; Chordata; Mammalia; Rodentia; Muridae.
GCCUACUUGGCCUGCCUGCGAUGCGGUACCAACACCGCACGAAGUGUGUACAGAUUCCCAGUUAGACAGCAGGAGGGACCUGGGAGCGGCCAGGGGGAUGUUUUAUCUCUAAGAGACCAAGAGCUCAGGCAGGGCUUCUGUGCCCUGCUUCCUCCCUGGCUUGAGCUGGAUCCUGGACCAGCUGCUGACCUCCUGUUCACUCUGGCACUGCCCUCACGUCUCCGUCAUGACCCAUCUGCUCACAGUGUUCCUGGUGGCCCUGAUGGGCCUGCCUGUGGCCCAGGCUCUGGAGUGCCACGUGUGUGCCUACAAUGGAGACAACUGCUUCAAACCCAUGCGCUGCCCAGCCAUGGCCACCUACUGUAUGACCACACGAACUUACUUCACCCCAUACCGGAUGAAGGUGAGGAAGUCCUGUGUCCCCAGCUGCUUUGAAACCGUGUACGAUGGCUAUUCCAAGCAUGCAUCUGCCACCUCCUGUUGCCAGUACUACCUCUGCAACGGUGCUGGCUUUGCUACCCCGGUGACCUUGGCCCUGGUCCCAGCACUCCUAGCUACCUUCUGGAGCUUGCUGUAAAGCUCGGUUCCCCAAGCCAGAUCCACUCAAACGCAACACUCUCAAAAAACACAGUUUCCCUCUCUCUCCCAAUUCACUCCACCCAACGCUCUUCCUUCUGACACUCCUCAACUACCACGAGGUCCCAUGGCUACCUACGAAAGAACUGAUGGCAUCCAGAUACCUCACUCCAAGGUCAUUUUCAGAAGGCUGACAUGUGGACCUGUAAUGUGCCCACCCAUGGGUGGGGCAGGCUGGGCUUCUCCUCUACCCAAGAUCAGGGGCAUCUGGGAGAAUGUUUAUGGAGGAGGGGUCAUCACUCAAGUCAAGGAGCACUGAUUUGAUAGAAUUAGUAGCCAAACUCCACCUUCAGAACCCUGCCUCAGUCUACCCAGUAGAGGAUGGGUCUGCUAGAGGUGAGGGGAGGAGAGCGGCGGAGAAUAACGAGCUGGCUAGAAGCAGAGAAAGACUCAGCAGGGCUGUCUCCGAAGAUCAGCGCGGCUUGCCAGAGCAAAUGUGAUGUGGAAGCCAUGUGAGGAAGCCCUUUGUCAUUUCCACUUAUCUGAGGAACUCUGCCAGACCUGAUGUUGGGAUAGCCAUUGGCCAAGGGUUCCUAGCAACGGCGUCAUUUCCAUAGGCCACUGAAAUCCCUCCAGCCCCAGCUCAGCAGGCCCCUUGACCUCCACUACAGUCCUUCAUUCACACACCAGCUGCUGGGCCUUGAAGUUGGCAGGGACUUGGGAGCAGGUGACCCAUGCUAUUUUUUGUCUGGCCUGUUAUUCUGGGCAUGGCAAGAAGGGAUCAGACGCAGGUCAGAGCAGGGCAGUAGGGCGACUGAGACAGGGAAACAGACUUCAGCCAGUGGCUUCCCAGGUCCCGUAGGCAGCUCCUACAUCCUUCAGUCUCUUGUUACAUUCCCGGGAGACAAAUAUACAGGGAGCCAAGCCGAGUGCUAGGUGAUGACUGCCUGUGAAGUCUAUUGUGGCCACAGACUGCUGGGUACCAAGUCUCAGGAGAACCCAGCCUAGAUUUAGGAGACACAGAUCUGCCUUUCAUGCAGUGUAGCUGUCCUUGGGAGCCUUACCAUGCUCUCUAACUAGUACCUCAACUCACAUGUCACUGAGGAACCCCCUAACACUGGCCCAGCCCAGGGGUCGGGAUGCUGGCCAAUGUCCAUGGAGUGGGACUACCCAUGGAGAGUCCUUGGGUCAUCACAUCACAAAUGUUUUAUUCCAACCUCCCAGUGGUGAGAGCUCGGGACACAAAGGUCCAUCCUGGGGACCUUCUUCCUGGUUCUAGGCAGACCUGAACUCUGUCUGCUGCUAGAGCUGAUGUGGUUUUCCGCCUCAGUUUCCUCCUCCGGGGAUAGGCCACCGGAGGAUUUGGGAGGGUGGGGAGGGCAUCCUGCUGAUGGGCUCGCCGAGGUUCUCAGGAACAGGAACGGGCGGGGCUUUAGUACACAGGUGAGUUGGGUGGGAACUGGCCCGGAGCUGAGGAGACACUGACUGGGCAGAGGGAAGAUGAGUCUCAAGGGAGGGCAGGAAAAGGGAGGGGGAGCGCGCAUGCACAUGUGCACUCAGUGCAGGCUACAGAGCCCAAAAGGCAGCACUGGCUGUGGUGUCCCCUGAGGCCCAGGCAAGAUGCUAGGAGGAAGCCAAUGCUGCCCCCACCUGAGCUCACAUGGAACAUGCACACCACCAGCAGCAGCAGCAAGCAUUGAGACUGACCUGUGGACGCCAUAGGGCACUGGCAAGGAGGGUCAGAGGCGGGUCCCUGACUCAGUGGGUGAGGCCCGGGAAACAUUAUCCUGUUACCCUGCGUGUGCAAGAUCAUUGUCCCCAGCUAGAUGGCGUCCUCAACCAAAACUGAGAGGAGCCCCAGUUCAGGUCCUCCCUCCUACCACAAGGGGGUGGUGUGGAGGAGGCUUGAUUGCCCUUGGAGAAGCACCGGUACUGCAGAGCUGGGGGCCAGCUUCUUUCAUCUGUGUCUAGACACCGACCAGAUAGGCCCCACAGUGGCAACACUGCCACACAGCCCUACAAGAAGCCCUGUGCCUAGCUAGCACAGAGCCCCAAAAGGUGCUCAAUUAAUACAGGGCCAAGCCUGCCAGUGGGGGGGAUGCAGAUUAGGGGAACAGACCCAGAUGGCCUGUCCUGAACCCUGUCUGGGGUGGUGUGAUGAGCAUCUGUCUAGCCCACUGCAGGUGGCUCUACACACUCCACAACAGUUCUGCAAAAGUGUAUGAGGUGGUCAUUACUGCGCCCCUCUCACAGGUAAAGGCACUGAGGCACGGAGGAGUGAGGCACUUCAUUUUCCUGGGCCAUUCAACUUUCCAGGACCAACACAUUCAACUAUGGGUACUACUCCAAUAGCUGGGGUUCUUUGAGGCUGGGCCCCCUGAAGAUGAUAGUGGCUUCAUCAACCAGAGAAUUUCAGAGUGCAGUGUUGUAGGAGCCUAUGAACCUGAAAUGUCAGAACUGGAGGUUUGAGGGGCUGAGGGGUAGGCCAGGGGUGUCUGGCCCCUUGUGUGGAGACAGAGAGAGAGGGAACAUGGGAUGGGGUAGUAGAGAGAAGUGCAAAGGAGCGUCAGCCUUUCUCAGGGCUAAUGCUGUCAGGGACGAGGGCUCAAGCCUGUGAGUGUUCUCACACUGUGAUAAACAGUGGCCCCUCAACACAGACGGUGUCCAGAGUGGCCGGCAGUGGUUAUCUAGAGUUGCAAUCUGGAAGCCUCUUGGUAGUCACUGGAGAGAGGCCGCUUGAUGGGACAGCACCAAAUGUGUGUGCUUCUGUGGGAUGUGAGGAAGCUGGGUCAGCGCAUGAAGCCAAAGCGUCCUUCAGAGCAGAGGGGUGGCUGGUCUAGUCCACCAGAGACAAGCUAUCCAGUGAGAGUCAUACUCUGCCACCGUCUCUGUGAUUACCUUACCCCAAAGCAGACGGGGACGGGAUGCAGAGCACCCGUGUCUUCAUCUUCUGCGGCAAGCACGUGAGUUCACAUUCUGAAACUCUAGAAAGAUUUCCAGGAGUGGGGUGUGCCUUUGCUUUGGUGCAUGGUUACUUCCUGGCAAGCACCGUGGCAUCCCGCAGCACUGAGUGACCUGGGCUCCUCAAGCCAUCUCAUUGGUGAAAUGACAGUGCCAGUACCCUCUCAGCUGGCUCUUGGAGGCCUGUGCAUGGGGUCUGCACAGAGGAGGCCCCCAAACUAUGCAUGGACGGACACGUGAUGCCUAGCACUUCCCUUGGUUGUGUCUCUGCCAACCCCAGGCUCUCACCCAGCAAGGAAAUGAAAUCCACUUUUAUGACACAUCUCCCUCCCCCAGCCAGCUCCAUUCACCUAUAUGCCAGGGUGGUCCCUUUCAAUGUCUGUCCCCCAUUGGAUGAAUAAACAAGCGAAGGACA